Ananas comosus (pineapple) is the source of this 2139-nucleotide messenger RNA. Its product is annotated as protein CHUP1, chloroplastic. Lineage: Eukaryota; Viridiplantae; Streptophyta; Magnoliopsida; Poales; Bromeliaceae. Gene Ontology annotation, cellular component: chloroplast outer membrane. The coding region runs from base 66 to 1922 and encodes 618 amino acids. The record is from RefSeq and is a predicted model, not a curated record. Gene Ontology annotation, biological process: chloroplast organization. The transcript has 4 exons.
UAGAGAGGGGAAAUGGGUACGUGGGUUUCGAUCGGGUUGUGCGCUUGAGCUGGGGUUUUUAGGGUAUGGGAAGGAUGGAGAUGGUGGCGAGAGGAGGGAGGAAGGAGGUGAAUCCCCUUCUCCUCAAGCUAGGCGUCGCCCUCGCGCUCUCCUUCGCCGGGUUCGUCGUCUCCCAGCUACGCUCGCGGCCGCGGCGUCGCCCCCAGAUCGGUUCUUCUUCUGCAGCAGGUGAGGAGAUGGAGAGCGGCGGAAGGCCCACUAAUGGCGGUGGUCUCAAAGAAGAGCUCGGUGUCCUUAAGAAUGAAGAAGCUAUGGCGAAGAUCAUUAAUGGCACCUCCACUACCACUACCACCACGACAACCACCACCACCAUUCUAUUGGGUUUAUCUCCAACUAGUAAGAGUUCUGGCGAUGAAGAGGGAUUCCUCUUACCAGAAUUCAAUGAUCUGGUAAUGAAAGAGUUUGAGGCAACGGGAAAAGACUCGGAAACUACUACACCUACUCCAAAGAAAUUGGAACUCAAAGAGGAAACCCUUAUGGAGCAAGAGAUUGCGCAACUUAGAAACUUGGUUUGGUCGUUGCAGGAAAGAGAGAGAAGUCUCGAGAACCAACUACUUGAAUACUAUGGCAUGCAAGAGCAAGAGGCUGCAGUGAGAGAGCUUGAGAGCCAGUUAAAGAUUAAUACUGUAGAGGCUAAGUUAUACUCUUUGAAGAUCGAGUCAUUACAGUCUGAGAAUAAGAGACUUAAAGCUCAGGUUUCGGAUUAUUCAAGAGCCAUGGAUGAGCUGGAGGCUGCGAGAACUAAAAUUAAGCUUCUCAAGAAGAGGUUGAUGGCAGAGGGAGAGCAAGCGAAGGAGAAAAUAGCUUUGCUUCAUCAGAGGAUCAGCAUGUUGCAAUAUAGGGAGCAACAUGUUGGGAGAGAUGAAAUAGACGCUGAGGAGAAGUUGAAGGGUUUGAAGAAGAUGGAAGAGCUUGAAGUGAUGAAUAUGAGGCUGGAAGAGGAGAAUGUGGAGUUGAUGAGAAAGUUGGAGUCGGUGCAGAUGCAUGCCUCUUCUUCUUCUCAUGGGGGGCGAGAGGAUGAAGCAUUAGAGGAGCUUGACCAAUUGAGACAAGCGAAUGAGAAGUUGACAAAAGAUAUCGAGCAACUCCGAUUGGAUAGGUGUGCUGAUGUUGAGGAGCUGGUCUAUCUCAAAUGGGUUAACGCUUGCCUCCGCUACGAACUAAGGAACUACCAACCUCCCCCUGGAAAGACAGCUGCCAGAGAUCUAAGCAAGACCUUAAGCCCUAGAUCAGAAGAGAAGGCUAAACAGCUUAUACUUGAAUAUGCUAAUCCUGGUGCUGAGGAUAAAAGCUCAAGUCUCAUAGAAUUCGAUUCGGAAUAUUCAUCUUCGCAAGCAUCCACAGGAGAAUCUGAUGAUACUUUGACCGAUCUCUCCUCCACUACAAAACAUAGCCAUUCAAGCAAAUCGAAGCUUUUCAGAAAGCUCAAGAAGCUUAUUCUGGGGAAAGAGACCCAUACACAUAAUUCGAAGGUUUCAUUGGUUGAUCGAUCUCCAUCGAGCUGCAGCAAUUCCGAGAAGAGGAUAUCUAUUUCUAGCUGUUCUAUCGACGAGGUUGGCGGAAGAGAUAGCUUCUGUUCGUCCAUGACUGAGGAAUCAGCAUCGCAGAAUAACGCGAGGCAUUCUUUAGAUAUCCAAAGAAUUAGGGGAACUACUGUGGGUGAAGUUGGAAAACCCUAUACAUACACUAACAUGGUCUCUAGAGAGGGAAGCUCAAAUGGUUUCGGCCAUAAUAAUCGGCUUGAUAGUGAUGAAAUCGAGAGAACUGAGCGGGUUGAACUGAAAAAGUUUGCUGAUGCUUUGAAGAGGUCAAGAGCGCCUCCAAAGUUAAACAGGAGAUCGGCAUCAUUUAGUGGUUGCUGAUUUUUCGUUUUAUAGUAGAAACAUUUGUUCCACCUUGUUAGUACACCCCAUCACACUGGCUGUUUAUUUUCUUGCCGGUAUUUGAUGGCACACAGAAAUUAUAGAUGCAAACAAUCUACUAAUACAGUAGAUGUUGAAUAGUGUCAUAUUAAGACUAUAAAUUUUGUAAAGGCUCUGUAAAUUAUUAAUGAAGAAUAUGAUAUGAGCUUGGUAUGAA